Molecule: messenger RNA, 4745 nt
Organism: Suricata suricatta (meerkat)
Lineage: Eukaryota; Metazoa; Chordata; Mammalia; Carnivora; Herpestidae
Gene: PDE7A
Product: phosphodiesterase 7A
Exons: 13
Coding region: 114-1589 (491 amino acids)
Molecular function (GO): 3',5'-cyclic-AMP phosphodiesterase activity
Source: RefSeq, a predicted model, not a curated record
CCCACCCUGCCCCUGCCUCGGCCCGGCGCCCCCAAGCUGCGGCCCCUUCCCAGAGCAGGGGCCGGCGGCCGCGGCGGGGCGGGCGCCGCGCGGGGGCAGGGCGGGCGUAUUCAAUGGAAGUAUGUUACCAGCUGCCGGUGCUGCCCCUGGACAGGCCGGUCCCCCAGCACGUCCUCAGCCGCCGAGGAGCCAUCAGCUUCAGCUCCAGCUCCGCGCUCUUCGGCUGCCCCAAUCCCCGGCAACUCUCACAGAGGCGUGGAGCAAUUUCCUAUGACAGUUCUGAUCAGACUGCAUUGUACAUUCGUAUGCUAGGAGAUGUACGUGUAAGGAGUCGAGCAGGAUUUGAAUCAGAAAGAAGAGGUUCUCAUCCGUAUAUUGAUUUUCGUAUUUUUCAUGCUCAAUCUGAAAUUGAAGUUUCUGUGUCUGCAAGGAAUAUCAGAAGGUUACUAAGUUUCCAGCGGUAUCUUAGAUCUUCUCGCUUUUUUCGUGGUACUACCGUUUCAAAUUCUCUAAACAUCUUAGAUGAUGAUUAUAAUGGACAAGCCAAGUGUAUGCUGGAAAAAGUUGGAAAUUGGAAUUUUGAUAUCUUUCUAUUUGAUAGACUAACAAAUGGAAAUAGUCUAGUAAGUUUAACCUUUCAUUUAUUUAGUCUUCAUGGAUUAAUUGAGUACUUCCAUUUAGAUAUGAUGAAACUUCGUAGAUUUUUAGUCAUGAUUCAAGAAGAUUACCACAGUCAAAACCCUUACCACAACGCGGUCCACGCCGCAGAUGUUACUCAGGCCAUGCACUGUUACUUAAAAGAACCUAAGCUUGCCAGCUCUGUAACCCCUUGGGAUGUCUUGCUGAGCUUAAUUGCGGCUGCCACUCAUGAUCUGGACCAUCCAGGUGUUAAUCAGCCUUUCCUUAUUAAAACUAACCAUUAUCUGGCAACUUUAUACAAGAAUACCUCAGUACUGGAAAAUCACCACUGGAGAUCUGCAGUGGGAUUAUUGAGAGAAUCUGGCUUAUUCUCACAUAUGCCACCAGAAAGCAGGCAACAAAUGGAGACUCAGAUAGGUGCUUUGAUACUAGCCACAGACAUCAGUCGCCAAAAUGAGUAUCUGUCAUUGUUCAGGUCCCAUUUGGACAGAGGUGACUUACGUCUUGAAGAUACCAGGCAUAGGCAUUUGGUUUUACAGAUGGCUUUGAAAUGUGCUGAUAUUUGUAACCCAUGUCGGACCUGGGAAUUAAGCAAGCAGUGGAGUGAAAAAGUAACAGAGGAAUUCUUCCAUCAAGGAGACAUAGAGAAGAAGUAUCACUUGGGUGUGAGUCCGCUCUGUGAUCGUCAGACUGAGUCUGUAGCCAACAUCCAGAUUGGUAACUAUAUGCACUCCCAGCUGGUUAGAAAAACGCCGGUGUUAAUUUUGCCAAGAAGAGAUCUACACUUGAAAUAUAAAUUGUUAAAAUUGUGCUCAUUUCAAUUUUUUAAUUUAAGACAUUUUACUAAUUUUUCCUGUUUUGGGCUCUAUAAUGUACCCAAAUAUAAUUUGAUCUUAGGUUAUACAAACCAUAAUUUUUGCAAAGCAGGUAGCAGUGACUUUGUUCUAUAACUGACCGAAUGCAUGGUGUGCCAUGUGGAAGCUUCUUUUGCCUAAUUCUGGGGUUGCCGUUCUAAAAUGAGGAGGACGAUCACUGAGCACGAUUAUAAUGUGAAGUCUGUUUUGUGCUGGGGCUUCCUUUCCUCUGUCCCGGCCUGUGGACUAAUUCCUCAGCAUCUUAUGCAGGCCUCUUGUCAGCUUCGCUCAAACUGUAACUUCCCCUCACAUGCCCGCAGCCCCCGGGACCCCGCAGCACUCCCCGAACCCGUGGCCCCCUUACCCUUUCCACCUCGCCACUCCUCCCCGCCUGCCUGACGGCCUGACUCCCCCAGAUGCCGCCUCUCACCCUCUCCGGGCAGAGUCGGCCGCUCCUUUCCCAGGCCUCCAGAGCACCUGGCAUAUGGCUCCCCCGGCUCCCAGGCCCUCGCCUGCGGUGAUGUAUUCCUGAGGCCUCGCACUGCACCCAGUAGCAGGAGGCACUUGAGAACUAUUAACUGAGACGGAACUGUCACAGCACAGGGAAAUGUGCUGAUUAAAACAGGGCAGCGCGUUGCAGGAGAGCAUAGGAGGUUUUGAACAUAAAGUAGGAGGCCAGUGUGGGGGAGGGGAAGUCAGCGAGGGAUUGCAGAGUGGAUGUGCUUUUGGUAGCUGGUGUUGAGUAGGGUCUUUGAGGAUUAGGUUGAACAUAAAGAAAUGUGUACCCAAACUUCAGAAAGAUUAAAAGUUUCUAGAAAUCCAGAAGAUAGCAUACUUCUAUGGCAGAGAGCUUUGAAAAGAGGCUUGUAGGGUCAGAAACUCAGAAAUCUAAUUCUUAUAUAGUAAUUCAAGGGAUCAUUGUGUGGAAGGCAGCGGGCAGCAACUGACUUGGCUGCAGAGGAGCGGAUAGGGAAGAUGAGAGCCUGGCCCAGAGAGUGUGGCACAGACCUGCCGGGGGGCGGGGCGGGGCAGCCGCUGGGAAGCCGGAGAAAGUUUGCAGGGGGUAGUGCUUUCUUUGGAGGGGAUUAGAAGACACUUAAGAAGCAGAUCUGCCGUACCCGGAACCUCAAGUACAUAAACCUUCAAAUGCAGAAGAGUAGGUGAAAUAUGGGCAAAGGGAAUUGAAUUGAAGAUAAGUGAAUGGGUAGAAAAGUCACUGAGGCUACUUUUAAGUUCUUUUGCUGGAGUCAGUGACUCCCUAGAUUAAUGAGGGAACUUACAGUGAGGUUUUUAAAAAUUACAGUUUUUAAAAGGGAAAGGAAGCUAGACCCCGUAAUGUCUUCACUUCGGUCUACGGAUCUUGUCAGUGUCGGAUGCUUCUAGGUCGGGUUGUCUACGGGACAAGCAUAAGGGAAAGGAUGGUAAGAGGUGACAUCUGCCAACUCCUCACAGCAGCCCUAGGAGAAGUGGGCUGAAGGAGCCUCUCUUUCAGUUACAAAUUAUAGUUACAAAUUAUCAGAAUAGAUACUGUGCUAAACAGCGGUUACUCAGAGCCAGCUUAGGGUCAGUAAGGAGAAGUCAUGUUUAAUGCAGUGUCCUUCUUCAAUAGAAAUAAUGAUUUUGUUAAAUAAGAAAAGAUCAUGUGCUGGGAAAGGACACUUGACAGGGUGUCCUGUGGUAUCUGUGGAGGUAAGAGAGAGGCACAUGGGCUCGUACAAUAAAUAAGUGGAUUCCCAAGCAGCUGAUGGGUAGAGCCCCGCCCUCCAAGAGGAUGCUGUGUGGCCGUCUCUGUCCAUGACCCCGGCCCAUUCAUUUUUUUAUCAGGUAUUUAAGACCUAAAAGAAUGAGGUUAACCUAGAGCCACAAGUAAUACUAAUUGGUUGGAUGUUACAGGCAAGAUCCAAAAGCUGUCAACCAGUUGGAAUAAUGAGUGAAUCAAGUAAGAUGAAACUCAUGGAAAAGCAUGAUAGUAAGGUUCUGCAUUUGGGCAUAAAAAUCCAGCAGCUCACUUACCUGUGGCACCUAGGAGGGACAGGGCCCAGAGUGACUGGUUCAGCCUGACACUGUGGUGUGAGGACGGCCAGCAAAAUGCUGCCGUGUGCUUUGACCGCAGAGAUGCCAUGUUCCUGUCUUUGUUACGUCUUUCUCCUCACCAGAACAUAACUCCUUGAGGGCACAUCUUGUCUGUCCGUCCACUGCUGCAUUCCUGCCCCCCCCAGCCCCCCGCCAACAGUGCCUGGCACAGACAGCAGUGCUCUGUGAGCACGUGUGGACGGGAUGGAAGAAAUGAAAGGCCUUAUUUCCAGUAUUAUCUACUAUUUCAGAUACCACAAUUUGUACACUUUUCUAAUUAAAAGUAGUGGGUGCUAAUUGCUUUAACUCCAGAAUUUUUUGUUGCCUAAAUGAAGCCCGUGUGGCCCGUGGUACACAUGGUCUUUUGCUGAAAAGAAAAAGUUUUCGAUGAAGAAAAUUUAAAACUGUUACAGAGCGGUGAUAGAGUUUGCACGUCCAUGCUCCCCCUCCGUACCGGAUCGGAAGCGGAGGGGAUAAUGCUGUUUCCCCAGGCUGUGUGACCGAACCGAUGAGGGAGUUUCCAGGAGCGGGAGAUGCACUGUAGCGUGAAAUCGGCGUAGGGACGUGCGCGUGCUGUGCACCCGGGGGUCUAGAGCCGGCCUGGCCCCUCCUCCCUUCCUGACCGCGAAUUGAGGGAUCCGUUAUAGGAGCUGUUUCUGGAGCGGGGCCUGGGCACUCUGGUGUCGCCUCAGACGCUCCGUUCUUUCCAGGCUCACGAUUUAAAAACUCAUGAGUUUUGGUUCUGUAUGUUCUGACUUAAAUAAAGUGGCCACGUGUAACCAUGACCAGGGGUGGGGACGCCAUCCCCGAGGGGACGAAGCCCAGUGGCACAUCACCAGCCCCCAGGCCUGGCGGGGGCCCAGGGCUUGCUCACAUCGGGUGUGGUGGUGCCGCUGACGGGAGCCGUCAGAAAAGAUUUGAUGUGUUUGUCAGUUCACCUUCCCUGACAGUUCCAGUGAGCUACUGAGUAGAUUCUUCAGAGACGUUAGGUACGUUUACACACACACACACACACACACACACACACACACACACACACACACACACAUUCUCUCUCUGUCUCUCUCUCUCUGAAAACGUAGGUAAAAUAUUGGAAUAGGACUUAAGAGAAUAAACACCGGAUAGCUGUUCUGAAAAUAAAGUUUCAGAAUACAUGUUAACACCUUUUUCUCCUCCUUU